AUCCCCUUCGUCGGUGCCCAUAUAUAUGUAUUUUACUCCACUUCCCCACAUUUGAUCUCUCUCUCUCUCUCUCUCUCUCUCUCUCACGCGCUGUCAACAUUUUCCUUAGGCGAUUUCCCGGCGACGAUCCGAUUUUCCGGCGAUAUCCGGCCUUCGGGAACAGAGACAUCCCGGUUCCUUUCACCUUUGGAUCAGGCGGCUUCUUCGUUUCGCAAAAUCAUGAAUCCCGAAUAUGAUUACUUGUUCAAACUUUUGUUAAUAGGAGAUUCAGGUGUUGGAAAGUCAUGUCUUCUCCUGAGAUUUGCCGAUGAUUCUUAUUUGGACAGCUACAUCAGCACAAUUGGUGUUGACUUUAAAAUACGUACUGUAGAGCAAGAUGGGAAGACGAUUAAGCUUCAAAUUUGGGACACUGCUGGACAAGAACGUUUCAGGACAAUCACAAGUAGUUACUACCGUGGGGCACAUGGCAUUAUAAUAGUUUAUGAUAUAACUGAUCAAGAAAGCUUCAACAAUGUUAAGCAAUGGUUGAGUGAAAUUGAUCGCUACGCAAGUGAAAAUGUAAACAAGCUUUUGGUUGGAAAUAAGUCUGACUUGAAUGAUAACCGAGCAGUGUCGUAUGAUACAGCAAAGGCGUUUGCUGAUGAAAUUGGCAUUCCAUUUAUGGAGGCAAGUGCAAAGAGUGCCACUAAUGUUGAACAAGCUUUCAUGGCAAUGGCAGCUGAGAUAAAGAAUAGGAUGGCAAGUCAGCCAGCAUCAAACAACGCAAAGCCACCCACCGUGCAGAUAAGGGGACAACCCGUUAACCAAAAAAGCGGAUGCUGUUCUACUUAGAUGUUGGAUUCUGCUAGCUAGAAUUGCUUCGAGUCUCCAUUCCAAUCGCAAUGCCUUGAUUUCGAAGUUGUGCCAGUUCCAUUCUUUUCAUCUACUGGUAUCCAAAUGGCCUGUAAAAAUCACAAGAAUUGCUUUUUAAAGUAUUGGACGCUUUCUCCCCCCUUUGAUAUUUUCACUUCGUUGGGUUUCCAUGUCUUAAGUUGCAGUGUUUGUUUCUGCAGUUUCAGGCAUAAUAUAUGUUUUAGAAGGGAAUAUAUAGUGAUAGAACUGUAAUGCUGUUGUACUUUACUAUCAUGAACUUCAAAUAAAAUGCUCUGCCAAAAUGUUCUUGUGA
Solanum dulcamara is the source of this 1165-nucleotide messenger RNA. RefSeq names its product ras-related protein RABD2a. The transcript has 8 exons. Gene Ontology annotation, molecular function: GTPase activity; GTP binding. NCBI's taxonomy places the organism in Eukaryota, Viridiplantae, Streptophyta, Magnoliopsida, Solanales, Solanaceae. Bases 220 to 831 code for a protein of 203 amino acids. The record is from RefSeq and is a predicted model, not a curated record.